This is a messenger RNA of Choloepus didactylus (southern two-toed sloth), 6021 nucleotides long. It is a transcript of the gene SPRY4, whose product is annotated as sprouty RTK signaling antagonist 4. Gene Ontology annotation, biological process: multicellular organism development; animal organ development; negative regulation of fibroblast growth factor receptor signaling pathway. The record is from RefSeq and is a predicted model, not a curated record. Bases 922 to 1824 code for a protein of 300 amino acids. Lineage: Eukaryota; Metazoa; Chordata; Mammalia; Pilosa; Megalonychidae. Gene Ontology annotation, cellular component: membrane; cytosol. The transcript has 2 exons.
GUGCGCUAUUUCUAGGCGCGUUUCUGUGUUCUUUCCCAUUCCCUGCGCCUCCUUCAGUCACUGCGGGGCACCGCAGUUCCCUGACGCCCUCGGCCUGGCCGGCACGGCGCCGGGACUGUUCACAGCCUGGCAGCACCGUUUCCGACCCCCGGGCAUUGCCAAGAACGGCUUCCCCGCCCUGUGCCACUCGGGAAGCCCGGUGCGUGUCCCGGGAGUUUGCCUCUGGCCUGGUCUCUUUCCUCCUGCCGUCUCCCUUUCGGGUCGCUGGAACGAGCGGCUCUGGACUCGGCUGGGAGCCACCUCUCGGGUCCGGGGGGCGCCCUCGCCCUAGGCUUCUCGCCCAACCCCCGGUGCUGUGCCCACGGUGCCAGCUCUGCCAUAGAUCUCCCCAGCCCACUACAGCGGCCUAUGCUCGACGUAGACUUUUCUUUACCCUUCGGAGCCGUGACGGACCAGGUUUCCUCCCCUUCUGCCUCCCCUUGAAUGGUCAGUGCGGGACUGGUCCGGGCCUGGGCAUUUCUGCUCCCUUUCCUUGGCGAGGCGGUUCCUCGCCGUCUGACCUUUGCUCCGCUGCCGCAUUUUGUGCUGUGCAACCGCCUUUCGGUUGGCUUUCCCUUCCCCGGCCUCUGCAGAGCCUAAGGCUCCUCGGCCUCCCCCUGCCUCCUUAUCCCCGGGCACCGACCGUGCCAGGCUCCGGGGCCCUUGGGGCCUCGCUGGGGCUGUGUUGGGGGCUGAAAAUGCGUUUACAUAACGCUGGGCGUGUGGGCUGGAGGAAGAGGUUGCGUGCGUAGGAGAGAUAAGGCUCUUGCUUUCCCUCCGUCCUCCUUGGUGGUACCAGACUUGACAUCACAGAGAAGACAGAAGGAUAGAGACGGGCCCCUAGAAGCCUGUUUCUUGGAGCCGUCCAGGACCUCCAGCCCUAUGGAGCCCCCGAUCCCACAGAGCGUCCCCUUGACACCCAGCUCGGUCAUGGUCCAGCCCCUCCUUGACAGCCGUAUGCCCCACAGCCGGCUCCAGCACCCACUCACCAUCCUGCCCAUCGACCAGAUGAAGACCAGCCACGUGGAGAAUGACUACAUAGACAACCCUGGCCUGGCUCCCCCUGCCGGCCCCAAGCGGAGCCGGGGCGGGGCCUCCGAGCCAGCCGCGACGACGCCCGCCCGCUGCGACCAGGACGCCACCCACCACUGGAUCUCCUUCAGCGGGCGCCCUAGCUCCGUGAGCAGCAGCAGCAGCACCUCCUCCGACCAGCGGCUCUUAGACCACAUGGCGCCACCGCCUGUGGCCGACCAGGCUUCCCCGCGAGCUGUGCGCAUCCAGCCCAAGGUCAUCCACUGCAAGCCGCUGGACCUCAAGGGCCCAGCGGGUCCGCCAGAGCUGGACAAGCACUUCUUGCUGUGCGAGGCCUGCGGGAAGUGUAAGUGCAAGGAGUGUGCGUCCCCCAGGACGUUGCCCUCCUGCUGGGUCUGCAACCAGGAGUGCCUGUGCUCGGCCCAGACCCUGGUCAACUAUGGCACGUGCAUGUGCCUGGUGCAGGGCGUCUUCUACCACUGCACCAACGAGGACGAUGAGGGCUCCUGUGCCGACCACCCCUGCUCCUGCUCCCGCUCAAACUGCUGCGCCCGGUGGUCCUUCAUGGGAGCCCUCUCCCUGGUGCUGCCCUGCCUGCUCUGCUACCUGCCUGCCACGGGCUGCGUGAAGCUGGCCCAGCGCGGCUACGACCGCCUGCGCCGCCCCGGCUGCCGCUGCAAGCACACAAACAGUGUCAUCUGCAAGGCGGCCGCUGGGGAUGCCAAGGCCAGCGGGCCCGAAAAGCCUUUUUGACGCUUCGUGCCGAAGCCCCAGCACUCUCCCUGGUAACUUGGUUCCCUCUGACACCCGAGAAGAUCACAGCAGCAAGGCCAGAGGCUUCAGCUUCCUGAGGCUGGCCUUGCUUAUCUCCACUCCUGCCCCCUGCUUCGGAAGAAAUGGACCACCAUCACUCACCCACUCCCUCCUCCCCAGAAGGAUGAAGAAGCACUUUGGGUUUUUUUUCAGGGUCCUGGAACUUUGUGUCAAACCGACAGCAGCAGGGGUGAGGUAUGGUUUUCUUUUGGGGGUGGGGGUGGGAGUUUUCUUUUUCCGAAGACAGAACACAGAUGUGGACGCAUAUCCGGAAGUUGCAGCUGCUUGAAUGCCUUUCCAGUCCCUCCUUCUCCCUCCCUCUUUUCCAUUCCCUUUGGCUCCAAAGGAGCUGGCUGUCUGGGAAGAAUCGAUACCUGAGUAGCCAGGAGGGUACCUUUGAAGAAGACCCUUGGAGUCGUGAUUUCUGUCCCUUCUCCCCACUCUCCCCCACCUCACUCCGCCCUGGUUUGCCCCCAAUGUCUUGGGGAAGGUGUAAAACACCCUGGCGAUCCCUGAUGUGUAUAUACUUGGGAGUGAUGGGAGCCCACUGAGAAUGAAGGACGGCCAGUGGGUCCAAGCCUGGGUCCUCCCUCUGCCUCCUCAGAGCCACAGGAUGGAUUUAGGAAUUUAGGAGGCACUCCACAGUGCAUUUCUCCUUUCCAGCUUCAUCACUAACUCUUGGGGGUGUUCCACUCAUAACACCAUCCUUCGGUUCCUACCGAGACACAGACUCACCUGCCCACUACAUGUCCUGAGUUCUGUGCCCAGAUCCUGUCCAGAAAUUUCUUGGGUAGAGAAGACCCAGGGCAGCCAAUGCGAGACCAAAUACCGUUUUGCCAAUGAGUCUGAGGCUGUGGUCUCUGGAUCCAGUCGUUUUUAUAGAAUAACUAAACCAGAUGUUAACGGUGUUUUAAAAAAUAAUAAUAAAACACUUGCUUCCUUUUGGGCCACCCCCAGGAAGGGCUGAUUACAAAAUCUGGGGGAUGAGCAACCUCAAGGAACAUGAUUCCCCUCCCCACCAAGAAGAGGAUUUUAACAGCAAAGAAGAGAAACAUGGCACCUCCCUUUGGCAGAAUGACAGUCUAGCCGAGCUGGGUUUGAGUUUCUUCUCUUCUGAUUCUGCUGCUUGCUGUCAUAGCCUUUCGUGUAUAGUGAUGUGUCUGUAUCUUUAGUGUAAAUAGCGAGAUGAUGAAAAAAGAGUCUAUUUUAGUGUUAAGAAGCCCUGUGGGGGGGAGUCAGAAGAGUGUGGGUGGGGAAAAAAAAAUUCUCCAGGGGCUUCUAGGGUUGAGCCCUGCUUUCGUGCAUGGGCAUGCCACCCUCCGACAGCCCCCAAAGACGUAGCAACCCUUUCUCUCAAGGUGCUAAAGGACUCAGAAAGUGCAGCAUGUCCAGUGGGUAGGUACUUGUUGCAUGAAAAAGCUGUAGUCUGUCUGGUCCUUCCUCCCCAGCUGUUGAAUGGGGUUUUCGUUCUGUGUGGUAUUUUGUCCCGGUCCCCCCCUUCAUGAAAGGCAGUGGCCUGGGUCCGAAGAGCUCCCCCAGGUGAAACUGGAAGUGCAUUAUGAUGACCAUGGUAGCACUUCCCGGUUUGUUCUGUAGGAAAAAGAACUGCCUCCAGGACUGAGGCAUGCACCCAAUGCUUCUCAAGGACUUUUUUUUUUUACCCCUUCUUGAAGAGUAGUAGUAACACCUUAUGAUUUAGAAUAAGUUAAUUGUAACCAUAGGUAUUUAUUGAUCGGAGGAAGGGAGGGGAGGGUCUUAUUUUAGGCAUUAUUUAUGUACAUUUGCUAGCUUGUAAAAGGCAAAUAUGAAAUAGUGCAUCUGCAUUUUCUAAGGCUGAUUCAUAUAGCUAGCCUUGCCACAGUCGUGAUGGAUGUAUGGAUGUUCUUGCACAAAUCGGAGGGAACGGUAGAAAGAAAAAACACAUUCAGCCAACCACUUAUACUAAUUGAAUGUAUCAGAUGUGUACUGAUGGGACUGGAGAUGUUCUCCUCAGAAUCGGUGUGCAGAAGUGAACCCAAAACCGAGAGCACAGCGUGCGAUAUGAGGGAGGAGGGGCUCCCCCCGAGCCUCCGUGGGAAACCAGACCCAGUGGCAAGUUGCUCUUGGAUCUUGGAGGCCUACACACCCGUUCUGUGGAGAAUUGAUUUACAUAAGCUGUGUAUGCACACACACACCUACACACACCCGCACCGGCCCUCUACCUACAGAGACCCUGUUUCCUCACAAAGGGCCACCUUAACCCUGACUCUUUGUGUACAUAGUUGUAAACACGGAUUUUUCUGGGUUUGGGUUUGCUUUUUUUCUCUCCUCUUGCCCCUGUUUUGGCUUGUUCUUUUUGGUUUGUGUUUAACCUGCUAGGUGGAUGUCUGCAGAACUCUCCCUGAGAGUCCCGCCUCAGUGUCCCGUGUGCUCCCUGGUAACAAGAAGGAGCGAAGCAUCUUUGGUUCUCCCAGCUCUGUUGUGUAGUGAUUCCUCGGCAUGUUUUUCCCGGCUUCUUGGCAAAACAAAAGGAAAAAACUGGCUUGUCCGUGGACACGUGCUCAGAACCAUGAUGCAUUUCUGUGGCUGUUUCUGGCUGGCUGCGUUUCCUGUCACCAACAGCUUGCUUGGCUGGAUUAUGAUCCUUUUUGGAAAGUGCCACUUGGUUCCCACUUGUUUGACAUGGGGCGGAUGGUGGUUCUGCUUGGAACUGGGCACGGGGUCCACAAGCUUGUGUGCAGGACACUUCUGGGGCCCUUGGUUGUGGGUUUGUGAAGGCCAGCUCUCCAGCCAGCACCCUGGGAACAGGGUCUAGCAUAGCAAAGCCCUUGCAGACAGAUGUGAGGGCACAACCAAGGCUUCUCCGAGUUCCCGGCUGGAAGGGGGUGAAGACCAACCCCUGCUGUCGAUCUGAGCCCCUUCACAGCUGAUGGAGAUGAGGACCACUUCAUGUGAUGGACGCACGCACAGUUCUUUCAGCAUUGUGAAGUCUGCGCUGAUCCCCACUGUACAUUCAAGUGAGGCCCAGUUAGAUGAUGAUUUGUCCGAGGUUGCACAAUAUGGAACGUGUUGAUUUUUUUUUUACCAGAACCCAGAUUACUCUCAACACGAAGCUUCAUAUUCUUCACCCACGCUGCUCCCAUCUGGGCAGCACAACCCCACACUGUACAAUUCACUAGGGUAUCCCAUCCUGCAAGCUUCACCGGCCUCCUGGCUCAUGCCUUUGGUAAGCAUUUUCACACCCUCUCUGCUUACUGUGACAGUCAGUGACAAAUCUUGUGUUGCCAAUUUUGCUGUGGGUAACUGCGUGCAGUGUCUUAUCUUGCUUUCUCUUCUCACUGCCCCACAGUUUGGUUUCGUGUUACAAACAGAAAAGCUGAGGCCCCUCACCCCACCGCAUUCCUACUUUAUUUCCCCCCCUUCACUGUAGCCCCUUCUCACCCCACAACAAAAGUUACCACAGAAAGUUUCCUUUGUAUAGAAUAUUUAUUUUGAAGCUCUAUUUUAAUAGUAUUUAUUUUAGAAAGUCUACUAUUGUAAGAGUUCUUCUGUUUGUGAAGAAAAAACAAGUUAAAAACUGAAUGUACUGAUCUAGAAAAUAUAUAUAAAUAUAUAUUGUUAAAUAUAAGCAGGACUGCCAUUUCUCGUGUUUGUGUUCACACUCCUGACAUCCUCACUCAAAAGUCUGUCAAAGAAUACUCGGCCACAACAGCAAAUGGAAAUGCACUAAAACAAAAACCCUGAUAAGGACUUGUAUUCCUUAAGACUUGCGAGGACAAAGGGGCAGGAAGAGAGUGGUUUCCUUGGCCAAUGCUGUCCCUUAUCCUGGUCUCUAGAAUGACUUGAGGACCACUGGAGGAAAGAUUCACAUUAUGUUACAGAGUUGAAUAUUGCCAGAUGCUGCGAAAUCCUCUUCUCCCCAGGCAAGCCGUCCCCUAGGUGGGAUGCAUAUGAAACACAGGUGCACAGCAAAGCACUAAGCCUGGGAAGAGGUAGAGGUGGGAAAGCAAUCUGACCUAGUUCAAUUUGCCAAAAUUCUGCAGCUUUUUUCUCUUUUACCUUGGUGCCCCCAAAACGGAUUAUUAUGCACAUAUGAACAUACAUGCUUCAAAAAUGCCAGCAGAAAAGCCCUCAGUGAUUCCCUUAUUUCCACUAGAU